AUGCCGACUCUGCUCUCUCCUCUGAAGAAGCUAUUCUGCAAGAAUUCAUUCCGUCCUCUCCAAUGCUGCUUAUAGAGGAUUAGAUGAGGCGUCGCAUGCCAAGUCAUCGAUCCGGGUUCGCCUCCUUCCAGCCGACGAGAACCGUCCGUCGCCCUUCGGAUCAACGGCAGGGGAUACCUCACACGCUUCGCCGACCGCCGCCGCGAAGCUUUUACUAUAAAUGCCUCGCCGCCGAUUCUUACCGAUGGUGCUGUUCAUUGGUUUCCUCUGCUAGGGUUUCUGUGGGACUUCUUUUCCGUGAAGGGGAGGAAGGGGGAGGAUGUCGGGGAGGGGUAAGGGAGGGAAGGGGCUGGGCAAGGGCGGCGCGAAGCGCCAUCGCAAGGUGCUGCGGGACAAUAUCCAGGGGAUCACCAAGCCGGCGAUCCGGAGGCUGGCGAGGAGAGGAGGCGUUAAGCGCAUUAGCGGCCUUAUCUACGAGGAGACGAGAGGCGUCCUCAAGAUCUUCCUGGAGAACGUGAUCCGCGAUGCAGUCACCUACACGGAGCACGCUCGCCGGAAGACCGUGACGGCGAUGGACGUGGUCUACGCGCUGAAGAGGCAAGGCCGCACCCUGUACGGUUUCGGUGGUUAAUGUUCUUGCUGCUCAGAAAGUCUUGCUGUCAAGAAAAUCCGCGGAGAACGAUGAAAGAGGGGAAAAGGAUAGUGAGAUAGGGAAAAUAGAUUAUUCGAGGGUUGUUUAAUCCGUAAUCUGGAUUCUAGGGUUCCAUCUCCUCGGUGUUCUAUUGUUCAUUCUUGUUCCUCUUUCUCUUUGGAGGACCUCCAACUCUGUAAUCCGAUCGCUGCUCCCAUUUCUCCAACCCUGUAGCGCAGAAUCUUUUCUUCCGAGUCCCGAUUCCUUUCGAACGACAUCGUAAAUCGUCUGUUCAACGACUCUGUUGAAUCCUGAAAUCGCUUUGAGGGCAUGGUAGAAUGGGAUGCCUCUCGAAGUCGGAACACAUUAGAGUUCCACAGGAAUUAGCUUGCGAAUAUGGACCGAUAUGAAAGAGAAAUCCAGAUACGAAAAAAAGAUCGAAUGUUGACUAUCCUCCAUAGCGUCGUGACCCGCAGUCCAUUCAUGGGCUACCUUACGAUGCUCCGCAGUCGAGGAUAGAACGGUGGAGAUAUUCUUCCUAACUGCGUCGUCGAGUCGCGAUUACUGGGGGGGGCUUAGGUUGCCUGGCCGUCCAUCAUACCAUCUGCUUUUUGUAGUAGGGGUAUUUUGGUCACAUGAAAAUAUAGGGCGCUAUAUAAGCGGUCUACGGCCCAAGCGUGCCCCCACCCUGUCGAUGUAUAUCGUCCCUGUUCUUCACGGUCGCCCAACCCCUCGCCAGAAGCUCCCGCCUGAGCAAAGGGGGUCACGAGGUUCAGGACCCAAACGAGAAGCAACGAAUACCUAAUCUCUCUACGCAUCGUCUCUCUCUCUCUCUCUCUCUCUCUCUCUCUCUCUGUGAAUAAGCCAUAUACGUAGGAAAUUUUUUCCAUCUUUCAUUGUCGUAAAUAAUUUCAGUUUUUGUCUUUUAAUUAAAGUUUCCGAUUCUGUACCUUUCUUCCCUCCUUUUUCGUCCUUCUCUUCUUUCUUCUCCCUGUUUUGCCGAAUCGAUACGCAGUGGAAAGAAACUAUUUCCGCGCCGCAGGGAUCUGUAAACGUUGGCUAAGGUAAUGGGCUAACGUUUGGUUCUAGGGUUUUUUCUGCGAUCUGCUGUCGUUAGUGAAGGUUUUUUGAUUGAAUCUGUUGAAUUUCUUGUAAGCAGGGUUUGUGAAUUGCCUGCGGAGACAAUUGUUCGAUGCUCAGACGAGAGUGAACGUUGUCGGCGUUUAUUCAAUGGAGUUAGAGUCUAAUUCACUGGAGGUAACUUUUCAUGCGUUUGUCUGCUUCUCUUUUCGUAAUAUUACAUGAGGUCCUUGUCUUUCUGUCUGUUCGGAUUACUGGGGACGCUCUUGGAGCCGUUCUAUAUCUUAGGAUUGGACUACAAUGGAAUGUACUGGAUACCACUGGCACUGGAUUUGUUCGAUUUGAUCAUAAUCUACUGGCUUUUUGCAUCUUUUGUUUGCUCGUAAAGGCCAUUCGAUUAAGUUACCUCAAAAGUUACGAUUUCGCGUAACUUUUGAGGUAUUUUCAAUUUCUAUGUUAUUCUUACGCUGCUCAAAAGUUACGUGAAAUCGUGGCUACGCGAUGAAAUUGCUGGUCUCUUAGAUCUUCAUACUCCCUGUGCGGCAUAAAGUGUUGCAUCAGAAUUUUGUCGGAUAUUUAUGAGGAGUAGAUUGAUAUUGUUUUCAACUGUGUACGGAUGCGAGUGUUUGGAACAUAGCCAGAACGCAGUUAUGAUUUUGUCUGGGGGCCUGGACUCGUUUCUGGGUUAAGUACGCUGGUUUCUAUGACGUGUCUUGCUAUUUUUUCCAAAUAG
Molecule: messenger RNA, 2444 nt
Organism: Spirodela intermedia
Lineage: Eukaryota; Viridiplantae; Streptophyta; Magnoliopsida; Alismatales; Araceae
Source: the annotation of a GenBank genome assembly